AUCACAUUUUCUACUUUCCUACCUGAAGUAAAGGUAAAGCCUGCAGGUUGAUCGGUAACAUGGCAGCAAUGAAGUGCAUCCUGGGUCUCCUGGCCCUGCUUGCAGUCUCAGCCUGGGCCGAGGCGGGGGUUGUGAAGAUGGCGAGUGGUGACAAUAACAAUAAAGAUGGGAAAGACUUGACCGUCACAGAGCAGCUGGAGAAAGCCAACAACAACCUCAACCGUAACCGAGACGGUAUCGAGAUAAAAGGUGACAUUGCCGUGCCUGGUCUGUCCAGCCUGAGGAACGCCGACCCCUGCGUCCAGCGUGGUUGUAUGUGGCCUAAAGCCACUGAUGGCAAGGUUUACGUUCCCUAUGUCAUCUCUGACCAGUACUCUUCUCAGGCGGUGGAUGUCAUCAAAGGAGCCAUGAACUCCUUCUCCGUCUCCACCUGCAUUAGCUUCAUCCCCCGCACCGACCAGAAAGACUACCUCAACAUCCAGUCUCUGAAUGGAUGCUACUCCUUCGUGGGUCGCCGGGGCAAUGGCCAGACUGUGUCUCUGAGCCGCAAUGGCUGUAUUUGGCACGGAACGGUCCAGCAUGAGCUGCUCCACGCCCUGGGCUUCAACCACGAGCAGUGUCGCUCCGACAGGGACGAGCACAUCCAGGUCCUGCUGGACAACGUCAUAACAGGUCAGGCUCACAACUUUAACAAGAUCAACACUCUGAACCAGGGGACUCCAUACGACUACAACUCAGUCAUGCACUACGGCAGGAUGGCUUUCUCCAAGGACAAAAAAAACCCCACCAUGGUGGCUAUUCCAAACCCCAACGCCGUGUUUGGCACGGCCAAGCAGAUGAGCCAGAACGACAUCAACCGCAUCAACCUGCUGUACUGCAGAAACUAGUCCUCCAGUCCACAAGAUGUUAUACUGAAGUUUCUUUGACCAAUAGCAGAAUGCAGAUAAUUAUUCUUUCAUGCAGUCCCAUGACAGAUGCCUUUAGGUCUCCUUCUUGCUAUACUUUCUGGUAGUUUUCUUCUUUCUAAACAAGGAAAGUCUGGAUUUAUGUGAGUGAAGGAUUUUCCUGUUUGCUCAAAGGUGGUGGGAAUCACAUUUCUAACUUAUCUAUAAAUAAAUAUUCAUCUAAAACAUA
This is a messenger RNA of Siniperca chuatsi (mandarin fish), 1134 nucleotides long. Its product is annotated as high choriolytic enzyme 1-like. Gene Ontology annotation, biological process: proteolysis. The transcript has 8 exons. NCBI's taxonomy places the organism in Eukaryota, Metazoa, Chordata, Actinopteri, Centrarchiformes, Sinipercidae. The record is from RefSeq and is a predicted model, not a curated record. Gene Ontology annotation, molecular function: metalloendopeptidase activity; zinc ion binding. Bases 60 to 887 code for a protein of 275 amino acids.